CCAUGAUGACCCCGGCCAGCGUGUUAAGACUGUCCUUCGUGGCUCUCGGAUUGCUUGUCUCGUCGGGGGUCAGCGGUCAGGAGGUCACGGGCAAAACCACAGAUAACCAAUUCAGUGAAACCAGCCACCAGGACACAGGCAACCAUACCAGCACCACCACAGAAAGGCCCUUCAACCAAAACCCUCCAGCUACCGUACAAUCCAGCAACCAAGACAGCACCAGCACCACAAACGGACCCCUCAACCAAAAUCCAACAGUCACCCGGCAAACUGACAACCAGGACAACACCAACUUCGGCACAGCCACAGAAGGGCCUUACAGCAACAACCAAACGCCUGACCCAACCACCAACGCCUCCUGCUGGUUCGGAAACACAAGGUUGCAACACGGGGAGACAGCGCUGGGGCUGCCGGAGGGUUGCAUGAGGCUGGUGUGCUGCAACGGGGAGAUCGUCAAGAAUACUAUGGUGUUAGAGGGACCGAGCUAUCACCCUGACGUCGACCCCUGCACCAUGGACGACCACAACGACCAUGAGGGGAACAAUACCACCUGGUCCCCUUGGCGAACCUUCCAUGACGAUUAUAGCAAGUGCUGUGUCUUGGGCAAAGAGAUGUAUGAUCACGGGCACAUCCUCACCAACUUCUGCGUUAGGAUGGUGUGUCACAAUGGCCACUGGGACUUCGAAGGCACCAUCGACCCCACGUGCGGUCACUGCUGGGUAUACGACGACCCCCACUUCACGACCUUCAACGGGACACACAGAGACUGGCACGGGCGAUGCAACUACUCCCUGGCGCAGACCGACAACUCCUACAACCCCUACACCGCCGUCUACGCCUCCUUCAAGAAGUGCUUCAAGAAGGGCGGCGGCUUACCUUCCUGUAUCGACACCGCGACGUUUAGAGAAAGUCCGAACAGCGUUGUGGAGAUGUUCGCUGGUGAAGACGUUGAGAUCACGGUCAACGGGGAGCUCGUGAUGAUCCCCGACACCCACGACUUCAAGGGCAUCACCACCUCUCACGGCAACCAUCCUCUGCUGGCCGUGAGGCUGGACGAGUGUGUUAUCAUCAUCGGCGGCUGGUCAGGCUUCGUGGUGAUGCAGUGCCCCCAUCGGCUGGACGUGUGGGUGCGGAGGUCGUCGUCUGGGGGUGGCGUGGACGGGCUGUGUGGCCGCUUCAACAACUUCACGAACACGACAAAGAACAAAACCGUCACGCUCAGUAGAGUGAACGUCACCAACACGACAAUGCAUCCGUUUCUCUGGCUGGCUAACAACAGCACCAAGGAAAAAUGCAUCACCACCGAUCAAGACCUAAACAAUAGUGCCGCGUGCAAGGACCCGCUGGACGACUUCGUGGAGCCCUGUGAGAAGCACACACGAGGAUACGCCUACCUCAACCAGUCGUGCCAGUACGACCUGUGCAAGCUCAACCAGACGCCGCUCGGGAAGAGGAAGAGGAACGUCAGGAGGUGGCUGAAGAUCAUAAAACGCAACGCCUUCAUCACCGAGUUUCUGGACAACGCGACUCGAGACUACAUGGCGUAAGCAAAGUAACCAGCCUGACAUGACCCGUCCCUCCCUUGCCCUAGCCAGCCACAGGUGAGGUGAGAACCCCCGGCAGUUCCCUUCUGGUACCAAUGGCGCAGAUCAGAAGAGGGGACGGACCAGCUGGACUAACGUGGAAGGUUUAAACGUAUGGGACAAGAGGAUUAUAUAGGAAGACAAGUAAAGGCCACGGAAGGACAAUAUUGCAGGAAGAGAUAUAAGCAAAAAAGGAGGAGAAUAUAUAUCACAAAGAAGACAUAUGAGAAAAAAAUAAGGAAGUAGAAGUUAGCAAGAAAAAAGACACCGAGGAAGAAGUGAAUGGAUAACGGAAAGACGAGAAAACUUAAAUAAAUAUGGAAGUACAAGGCAGCAGGAAGGGAAAGAUAAAGCAAGGAAGAGGUGAAAGGAUAAAAAAAAUGAAGAAAUCUGAGACCCCCCCAAAAUCGAUGACAAAAUAAUACCAGGAAAAGACACUAUAGACAUGCCUGACUAAGAAGAUGACAAAAAGUAAACAAAGUAUAAAUAAGAUACGUGACAAAUUAGAUGGAUAACAAAUCUCCUCAAUAACAAAAAGCAAAGCAAAACAGAUGACAAAAAAAUCUGAUGAUAACAAAUAAGAUAGUUGAAAAAUAUACCAGGUAAUGAAAAAUAAAAUAAUGACAAAAAUGACGAGUGAAACAAAUAAAAAAACAGAAUAAAAAGAAAUGAAGAAAGUAAUAAUAAAACAAGAAUCUAUCAACACAGAGUCAAUCAGAAGCCAUAAAAGUGAA
Eriocheir sinensis (Chinese mitten crab) is the source of this 2317-nucleotide messenger RNA. Its product is annotated as mucin-2-like. The record is from RefSeq and is a predicted model, not a curated record. The coding region runs from base 3 to 1547 and encodes 514 amino acids. The transcript has 11 exons. Gene Ontology annotation, cellular component: extracellular matrix. NCBI's taxonomy places the organism in Eukaryota, Metazoa, Arthropoda, Malacostraca, Decapoda, Varunidae.